UUUAUGAUUUGAUUGAUAUAAAUAGAAUUUUCUGCUGCUGGCUCAUUUAGUUUUUUGCUCAUAAUUAUUUCUAAGUAUACGCUCCUCUUGUGUUUUAGGCUUGUUUGCCCGGUGUCCGAUAUGCUUCGAUAUCGCAGAUUUAAGAUCGGUCGGCGCACUACCAUGUGGACACGUGUUUCACCGCGAUUGCAUUGCGACAUGGUUGAACAGUCAUAAAACAUGUCCGACAUGUCGCGCUAUAGUUCGAUGUCGUAGUCCAUUUCGCCUGUUUUUUAACAUGGUUGACGAUGACGAUGUGGAGAAUGGAGCUGCACUGAAUUCAUUGAAUGUCAGCGAUCACGGCAAGCUUCAGAAUCGUUAUCUAUGCGAAAAGGAAGCUGUAUCAACGCUGAAAACACAGAUUUUGUCUUAUGAACAUCUGCUUCGAAAUUUAGAGAAAACACUUCUCUUAUAUUCAAGUUAA
Molecule: messenger RNA, 463 nt
Organism: Soboliphyme baturini
Lineage: Eukaryota; Metazoa; Nematoda; Enoplea; Dioctophymatida; Soboliphymatidae
Source: the annotation of a GenBank genome assembly